This is a messenger RNA of Mugil cephalus (flathead mullet), 2628 nucleotides long. It is a transcript of the gene june, whose product is annotated as JunE proto-oncogene, AP-1 transcription factor subunit. The coding region runs from base 1 to 1023 and encodes 340 amino acids. Gene Ontology annotation, biological process: regulation of cell population proliferation; regulation of cell cycle; regulation of transcription by RNA polymerase II. Gene Ontology annotation, molecular function: transcription factor binding; DNA-binding transcription factor activity, RNA polymerase II-specific; RNA polymerase II cis-regulatory region sequence-specific DNA binding. Gene Ontology annotation, cellular component: transcription regulator complex. The transcript has a single exon. Lineage: Eukaryota; Metazoa; Chordata; Actinopteri; Mugiliformes; Mugilidae. The record is from RefSeq and is a predicted model, not a curated record.
AUGGAAACUCCUUUCUACCAUGACGAUGUCUCUGCUGUCCCUGGAUUCAGCCAUAUUGUGGAGUAUGAGCGUUAUCCAGGAAACAAAAUGCUGAUGAGUAAGACGGCUAUGUCAGUGGCAGGCAAUCAUCCCAUCUUCCCCAGCGGUGGUGGUGGUGAUGCAACAGGAGGGAGGGGCGGGAACAACAUCAGCCGGGGGGUUGCUAGCACUACCUCCCUAAUGACAUCAGGGACCCCUGCAGACAUGAACCUGCUAAAGCUGGAAUCCCCUGACCUGGAGCAUCUGAUAAUCCAGUCCAGUCCGGGAUUGAUAACCACAAACCCGAUGUCCAAUUCAACCAACCCAUUCAACUACCGUGGCCCGGCCACCAACGAGCAAGAGGGAUUUGCAGACGGCUUUGUCAAAGCGCUGGCAGACCUUCACAAACAGAAUCAACUGGUGGGAGGUAGGGCCAUAUCCCCAUCAUCCUCCUCCACAGUCUCCCUACAGACAUGCUACCAGAGAAACCUUGUGUCUAGUGGAGAUAUGCCUGUCUACACCAACCUUAGCAGCUACAAUCCGGGCCAAAUUCCAUACAGUGUAUACAGUGGGGGCUCAGGCCAGGGGAGUGGAGGCGCCCCUCAGGUCAACCCUCGAGGCCUGGAUGCCCCUCAAACCGUCCCUGAGGUUCCUCACCCACCAGGCAAUCCAAUCUCCCCACCAUCUCUCUCCCCAAUUGAUCUGGAGAUACAGGAGCAAAUCAAAGCGGAACGGAAGAAAUUACGCAAUCGCAUUGCUGCAUCCAAAUGCCGCAAGCGGAAGCUGGAGCGUAUCUCACGGCUGGAGGAGAGGGUGAAAGCCCUCAAGAGCCAGAAUUUGGAUCUGGCCUCCAUUGCUGCCAUGCUACGGAAGGAGGUCACCCAGCUCAAACAGAAGGUCAUGAGUCAUGCCACCAAUGGAUGCCAGAUUGCCAUCGGCUCUGCAGCUGCCAGUAAUUCUGGGGGUGCAGUAGUAGACACCAGCAGCAAGGACUCCAGCUACUGAGGGGAGGGGGGUGAGACACCAUGAGACGACAGCAUGAGAACAAGGCUAAAAUAAUAAACUGCAGGGCUAUGGGUUCACUUUUAGGAUUUUGCUAUUUUGUUCACGCUCUUGGUCAGGGUAAACAAAGAGCAAGCGGCUUGGUGUCAACAAUAUCUCAAAAGAGCCUCGAAGACAUAAGAGACAAGCGGAGGGAUAAUCCCUAGACAUGGAUGCGGUCGAAACUUGGAUGAUUGGUAAUCUUGACAGUGAAUUUAAUCUGAAGACAUUACAAGAUUUGAGACCCCCCAAAAAGUACUUAGUUACAGAGUGAGCACAAUUUUUCUUAUAAUUUAUUUCUUUUGUGAUCUAAUUUCUGAUCUUUCGCUUUUUCAUUCACUAAUGUGUGCUAAUGCAGCAUAAGCGCUAAUACUCUGUAAAACAUCUAAGACCACUUUGAUUACUGUGAUCUUUCUGAUUAUAAUAUCAUGGCUGUCACGAUAAUGCAGUCAUGCUGUGAAAAUAGCUGUUUUCACUGUGAUGUUAUUGUAGCAGUAGAUGUGGCAGAUAGGCUGUAAAUAUUAAUAUUUCAUAAUUUUACACUGAUUGCUGACUGUUGUUUUGUUUUGUUUUUUUGAUUUUUCUUGUCAUAGCUGUUGGUAGUAAUGGGAUGGUAGUAUGGUAGUAAUAGACUUGGGUAAGUUAAAAACUUUUCAAAAAUGCAGAAACUAUCAUGACUGUCAUGCACAUUAUUAAAGCAUAUUUGAUUGCAUUUAGAUUGCAAAGUAAAUAAUAAUAAUUUCCCUUAGGAAGAAAACACUGUCUAGAUUCACAUUCUGAUUAAUAAAUUGGUAAAUUGUUAUAUUUAGUGAAAAAAUUGUAUGGUGUAAUAUGCAAACCUGUGUUAUGGUUUAUACCAUGUGUUAAUUACAAUGUUUUAGCAGGAUAAUCUAAUCACUGAAAGCUAUUCAGUGGUUCAGUUCUGUGGGCUGUAUACAUUUAUCAUGAGCUUGGAGAGUCUGCAGUAACUGAAGGUGAGUGGGUUCAUGUGGUUCUUGAAGAUGUUCCUGAGACCCUCAUAGCAGUUCCUGGGGUCUUGGGAUGUUUUCUUAAAUCACUGAGAGGCUUCUGGAGUCUUCUGAAAGAGCCAGUACUGAGCCACCAAUAGAUCAUGGAGAGAUUUAUUUUAAAGACUACUUUUGCUUCAACCUCGCAAUAACAUUUAAUUUUCUCUGACCCAUUCGAAAUGAUGUAUUAUGAUACGUGUAUAUCUCUGCUUGUAGUGACACAAUGACAGUCAGUGCUCCUCUUAGUUGUGGGUCCUUAGGCACAACUCUAUACUUUGACUGCACCAUUUCAGUCAGAAUGAAAACUAGAGGAGAUACACUAAAGGUAUCAUGUAAAGUGGCACAUCAUCUGUCCUCUGUUUUAUCAGCAUAGUACAUCAGGGGCAUUCUGAAGGUCUUGAGUACAUUUUUUAUCUUAUAAAAUCUGCAUAUUGCUGUAUAUUGUGUAUUGUUUGUUAAUAACCUGUAUUGUCUAUAAUUUGUCAGUGUGUUAACAGAUUUGCCUAAUAAAAGUGAUUCUGACGAUUGAGGAUUAUAUAAAGGGCACGAGAAUGUUGUUAAG